Thlaspi arvense is the source of this 207-nucleotide messenger RNA. The record is from the annotation of a GenBank genome assembly. NCBI's taxonomy places the organism in Eukaryota, Viridiplantae, Streptophyta, Magnoliopsida, Brassicales, Brassicaceae.
AUGGCAGUGCAGCAUCUAAUCCUAACCCACCCAAAAUCAUCCGAAGUCAUGGAAUUCAUCAUCUGUAAAAGAGCACUUCAUGUUGAGGUCCUCUUCCUCUUCUUCUCUUGUUUUGCUUUGAAGUCUAAUUUCGCCUCAGACACCAUCACAUCUACUAAGCCCAUCACUGGCCCUGAAACCAUUCUCUCCGCCAACAAGGCCUUUUAA